Messenger RNA from Drosophila eugracilis, 231 nucleotides. RefSeq lists its product as uncharacterized. The transcript is spliced from 2 exons. Bases 1 to 231 code for a protein of 76 amino acids. The record is from RefSeq and is a predicted model, not a curated record. Lineage: Eukaryota; Metazoa; Arthropoda; Insecta; Diptera; Drosophilidae.
AUGCGCAAUUAUCUUUGGUUAGCAGUGCUCCUGGUGGUGGCCGCCACCACAGCGUGCGUCAAGGCCAAGCCGGUGGUCUCCUUCGGUGUCAGCUAUCAUCAGCCCUAUCUGGGACCCCAGCCUGGACCUUAUUACUACGGUGGACCUUAUCAGGGAGGCAACUACUACAACAGCGGUCCGGGACCGUAUGGCUACCCUUAUCCCUAUGCCAAUCGCUAUGGUUUCGAGUAA